AUGUCCGGUGCUACAGUCACUGUUAACGCUCCUAGUGGCCGACAAGUCAAGGUCAAUAUUGGUCUUUUCAUCAACAAUGAAUGGACCAGUGCAAAGGACAACGCUACAUUCGCUUCUAUUAACCCAGCUACUGAGACAGAGAUUUGCUCCGUUUCCAAGGCCUCUGCCGAAGAUGUCGACCGGGCUGUUGCUGCCACUAAGGAGGCCCUGGAUGGUCCUUGGAGCCAGCUGGAUGGCACUAGCCGAGGAAAGCUGCUCUUGAAGCUGGCGGAUCUUGUUGAAGCUGAACACGAGACUAUUGCGUCACUGGAGGCAGUCGAUGCCGGAAAGACAUUCACAAAGGCAAUGAAGGAUAUUCAUGAGGUUUUUGAGGUUUUCAGAUACUACGGUGGUUGGGCCGACAAGCACUAUGGUCAGACUAUCGAUGCUGGCAAGCACCGUUUCGCUUACACCAUUCGCCAACCCAUUGGUGUCACUGGAUCUAUUACCCCCUGGAACUAUCCCUUGAUUAUGGUCUCCUUGAAGCUCGGUCCCGCCCUCGCCUGCGGUAACACCUGUGUCCUGAAGCCUUCAGAAUUCUCGCCCCUCUCUGCACUUUAUCUGGGCAACCUCUUUGUUAAAGCCGGUUUCCCUCCUGGUGUUGUCAACAUCGUUAACGGCGAGGGUCGUGAAGCCGGAGCCCGUCUUUCGGAGCACCCGGAUGUUUCCAAGAUCAGUUUCACUGGUAGCACCGCCACCGGAAAGCAGAUUAUGAAGGCGGCUGCCCCCACAAUGAAGCGGGUUGCUUUGGAGACUGGUGGCAAGUCUCCUGUCAUUGUUUAUGAUGAUGCCGAUAUCCCUAACGCCCUCAAGUGGGUUUAUUACGGUAUUUACGCCAACCAGGGUCAGAUCUGUACUUCAACGGCCCGCAUUUACAUUCACGAGAAGAUCUACGACGAGUUCCUCAAGCGCUUCUUGGCUUACACUGAGAAGCACGCUAUCGUUGGCGAUCAGUUCAAGGAGGAGACAUUCAUUGGUCCCUUAGUUAGCAAGACUCAGUUCCAGCGGGUCCUUGACUAUAUCAAGAUCGGUCAGCAGGAGGGUGCUACUCUCAUCAAGGGUGGUGGUAUCUUCCCCGAGCGCCCUGGCGGCAAGGGAUUCUUUGUCCAGCCCACUGUCUUCGGCAACGUCACCCAUGAUAUGCGCAUUGCCACAGAAGAGAUCUUCGGUCCGGUCGGUGCCUUCUUCAAGUUCUCCGAUUCCGAGGAUAUUAUCAAGAUUGCCAACAACACCCGAUACGGUCUCUCUUCUGCUAUAUUCACUAAGGACAUGACUAGAGCUAUUAAAGUCUCGGAGAAGCUUGCUUCUGGUAUGGUUUGGAUCAAUUCUAGCAACAACUCAGAUUACCCUGUUCCCUUUGGAGGUGUGAAGGAAUCUGGUAUUGGUCAGGAAGGUGGUGAGGCGGCUCUGGAUGAGAACUCGGUCCUGAAGACCAUUUAUCUUAACCUGGAGUUGACAAAUGACGAGUAA
Molecule: messenger RNA, 1509 nt
Organism: Penicillium malachiteum
Lineage: Eukaryota; Fungi; Ascomycota; Eurotiomycetes; Eurotiales; Aspergillaceae
Exons: 3
Coding region: 1-1509 (502 amino acids)
Molecular function (GO): aldehyde dehydrogenase (NAD+) activity
Source: RefSeq, a predicted model, not a curated record